Drosophila melanogaster (fruit fly) is the source of this 2597-nucleotide messenger RNA. RefSeq lists its product as uncharacterized. The transcript is spliced from 13 exons. Lineage: Eukaryota; Metazoa; Arthropoda; Insecta; Diptera; Drosophilidae. The record is from RefSeq and is marked reviewed. The coding region runs from base 44 to 472 and encodes 142 amino acids.
CAAAAAUCUAAAUGUUAAAUUUUUUAUUUUCAUCUGAGCUAUAAUGUGCAUUUGCUCAACUCGUGUACUCAAAAUCGUUCUUUUGGCAUUCAUACAUCUUGCCGCAGGAUUUAAUGGCGCGCAAAUAGCGAAGGACAUUACUUUGCUGGAUAAACUGGUGGGUCACCAUCAUGUUAUGCUUACUAUAAGUCUAGCACUAUGUGUUAUCAUACUAGUUGUUCUCUUAGUUGCCAUUUUUGCUGCUAUUCGUCAUCAUAUAUUGGCUUUAAACGUGACGCUUGUUUUCUUGAUUUUUAAGUGUGUAGCAAAGGGUAUUAUCGUAAUCGUUUGCGUAUUAACCGCAGAAACAGGUAUUGAAAAUACUGCCGCACAUUUUUGGUUCUUUCUAUGCUGGAAAUUCACGUGUUGCUGUAUGCUCUUUAAUCUAUUCUUUUAUAUACGGCUAACAGAGAAUUCAAGACAAGCUGACUAAUUCUUAUAAAGAGUAUUGAUUGUGUUCUUCGAACGAAAUAUUUUCAAAUUCUAUCUUGACAGAAUGUGCUUUUGUCCGACACUUGGUCUCAAAAUUGUACUUUUGUUAGUAAUACCUAUAACCGCAGGAAUUAAUGGUGCUCAAAUAGCCAAAGAUGUUUCUAUAUUGAAUUUAUUAAAGGGAUACCAUUAUAUUAUGCUUAUUAUAAGCCUAUCCCUGUCCGUAGUUAUACUGGCGACUCUGGUUCUUUUAAUAUAUGCGGCGAUCUGUAAUAAAAUUCGAAUUCUGAAAGUGAUGAUCUUUGUUUAUGUAGCCAUCGUCGUGGUGAAACUGAUAAUUCUGUUCGUGUGUCUAAGUACUGAAUUGAAUCCUGACAAGACGACAGCCCAUCCCAUAUUUAUGAUAUGCUGGCUCCUUACGUUCUUAUGUAUGGCCGUUAUAAUAAUAUACUGGCUUCGGCUACAUGACCUUGCCAACGAAGACAAUUAGACUGGUAUUGAAAUGAAUACUAUGAAUACUAUGAAUACUAUCUGGCAUAAACGCAAAAUAUCGUAUUACCUCCUCAUUAGAUCCGUCAUUGUGAUUUUCAGUGAUUAAUGUUAAGAUAUUAACUAUGUCGAAUAACCAACUGCAUUAGAGCAAAAACGGAAACUCACUGGAAACUUCAUUAAUGAAUUCAAUUGGAGUUAAUACCAAAAGCUAGCUGAAUUUGCAAAUUAUAAUGGACAUCGUAUUGUUAUACCAUCGAAAGCAGUGUCAUUUUAGGUCAAAAAUAUAUAUAUUCGUAUUUUUCGGAUAAAAUAUGGUGGAUAAUGAGGAAACGGGAUGCCUUCAAAGAUUACUCAGCGUUGGAAAGCUACAGAUUUGCAAGUUCAUAAUCUACUUUGUGUGGUUGGUCAAUUUCAUUUUCAGCUGUGCGGAUAUUUACAUAUACUAUUUCAUACUGAAGGAACACAUGCCUUGCUGGGAUUGUUUGUUCAGGUCCUACAUGAUAAUCGCUCUAACCGUAAAUGCCCUAAUGGCGCCGCUGCUGAUAGUCGGUUUUUUCUUCAUAUAUUCGCAUUUAUGCCGCGAAAUACGCAUUGUAAUUGUUUGUAAACAUUAUUUUUAAAAACACAGCGAUUGCCAAGAUUGUAUUUAAAUUUUACAGUAUGCCACAGUACUCUUCCUGGCAACAUGGUUGCAGAUGAUGCUGACUAUACUGUUUGCACAACAGUACCAAAUUGUUGGAGAUGUACUUCGAAUAUGGAUGAAUCGCAAGAGUUUGGAAUUCUACGAAAGUCGCUGCCAGUGCUGCGGAGUUUUGGGACCUGACGACUACAAGUUGGGCGAUCUGAAUAUCCCAAAAUCCUGUUACAAGAAUGGCAGUGAAAGGGAUGAGGACCUGUACCGAUCAGGCUGCUCCACGCGCUCCAUAAAGCCCGCGUCGCCCAUCAUCCAUGUGAUCUCCUUCGUAAUUCAGUAUGUUUUAGUCAUAUGCAUUGAGGUAUUCCUUAUUAUCCUGUUAAGGAGCAAAUCCCAACCCACAAGUAUGUGGUCUGAGCGGGUCACCGAAAGGUUUGGUAGUGUAAAAAAGUGACUUGCAGUUCUAUUCGGAUUUGGGAAGCAAUCCUAAAGAACAUCUCUGAACUUUAGGGCUAUUUUCCAACAUUGCAUGGAACUUAAGCAGCAGAUUUUCAUGUGAAUUGCAAUUUUGGGUGCGGUUUUCAAUUCACAUUGUACCGGGCAUGAGUAUUGGCAUUCUGGCGGGCGAGACAAAUUGGAUGCUGCCGGCUAUCGUCAUAUUUCACGGACUGCAAUCAAUAACGAUAAACACUUGAGUCGCAAAUCCAAUGUCCAGAAUCCUGUCCAACAACGGCAUGCAUAUGGAUGAGCCAAUAAAGAAAUCAACAAAGCAUGUCGGGCGAUUGAAAAAGUAUUGCAAAUACCCCGGAUAGCUGGGGAUUCGGACACGGAAUUGGACUCCAAUCCGGACAAUAUGCAAAUGCAGCUAAGCAGAAAAUAUUCAAGGACGAUCCAGCCCCACCCCCUUCAACAAACGCUCAAGUUUAUAUAUUCAUUUUGUGUCCCUCGUCCCGCGCAUAAAUUUUAUUGUUGUCAACAUUAAAUUCUAGUCGUGAAAAAC